Messenger RNA from Arabidopsis lyrata subsp. lyrata, 2582 nucleotides. RefSeq names its product factor of DNA methylation 3. The transcript is spliced from 9 exons. Lineage: Eukaryota; Viridiplantae; Streptophyta; Magnoliopsida; Brassicales; Brassicaceae. The record is from RefSeq and is a predicted model, not a curated record. The coding region runs from base 282 to 2198 and encodes 638 amino acids. Gene Ontology annotation, biological process: gene silencing by siRNA-directed DNA methylation.
CUUUGUCUCCGGUUUACAAAUCCCCUCUUGCGACGACUUCAACGCGCGACCAUAGCGCGUGGAAUACAAACAGAGAUUUCUUGGAAUAUCUCCAAAGCCCUUUUGCUGCUUCUCUCUCGAAAAUGGAAACGAACUUAGAAAAAAAAAAAAAAUCGAAAUUAAUUGGGAAACAAAAUAUCUUAUGAUCUCCAGAAUCUGCUGAAGAAGUCUCGAGCUAUAUCUCUUCUUCUCUACAGGCGAUUUCUCAGCUCGUAGAUGUAAAACAAUCACUGGAGGCGGUGAUGAACAACAAAUUGAGUGAUUUUGAGAAAAGUUUGUACAAAAAACUCAAGAGUGGAAAGCUCGAGGUGAAAGUCUCCUACCGGACUUUCCUGUGUCCCUAUUGCCCCGAUAACAAGAAGAAGGUUGGUUUGUAUGUUGACAUCCUUCAACAUGCUUCUGGAGUUGGUAAUAGCAAAUCCAAGAAAAGAAGUUUGACUGAGAAGGCAAGCCACCGUGCUCUUGCCAAAUACCUUAUUAAAGAUCUUGCACAUUACGCUACAAGUACAAUAUCUAAGCGCUUAAAAGCCAGAACAUCACUCACUCCUGCUGAAGGCGGCGAUACUCCUCUAGUUUAUGAUGAUGAUCAAUUCGAGAAACUUGUGUGGCCUUGGAAAGGCGUUUUGGUUAAUAUUCCCACGACGAUUACACAAGAUGGUCGGUCUUGUACUGGAGAGAGUGGUCCAAAACUUAGAGAUGAAUUAAUCCGAAGAGGAUUCAACCCAAUUAGAGUUCGUACUGUGUGGGACCGUUUCGGUCAUUCAGGAACCGGGAUAGUGGAAUUUAACAGAGAUUGGAACGGACUUCACGAUGCUUUGGUGUUCAAGAAAGCCUAUGAAGCAGAUGGUCAUGGGAAAAAGGAUUGGCUGUGUGGUGCUACUGACUCGAGACUUUAUGCAUGGCUUGCCAAUGUUGAUGAUUACUAUAGGGCUACCUAUUUAGGAGAAAAAUUGCGGAAGACGGGUGACCUCAAAAGUAUUUCUAGGUUUGCAGAAGAAGAGGCAAGGAAAGACCAAAAGCUUUUGCAGCGUCUGAACGUAAUGGUUGAGACCAAACAAAAUCGGUUGAAAAAGUUAGAGAUAAAAUAUUCACAGGAUUCAAUUCGACUUAAGUAUGAGACUCAAGAAAAAGAAAAGAUUCUCCAUGGUUACAAUGCAGAUCUGACAGGAAGACAACAAAAAUCGACUGAUCACUUCAAUAGGAUUUUUGCUGAUCAUGAAAAGCAAAAGGUGCAGCUGGAGUCUCAGAUAAAGGAACUUGAAAUUAGAGAGUUGGAGUUGGCAAAACGUGAGGCAGAGAAUGAAACACAGAGGAAAAUAGUGGCAAAAGAGCUUGAACAGAAUGCUGCUAUUUUUAGUUACGCUCAACUAGCUGCCGUGGAACAACAAAAGACCAGAGAGAAAGUGCAAAGAUUGGCUGUAGAUCACAAGAUGCAAAAGGAAAAGCUUCAUAAGAGAAUUGCUGCACUAGAAAGGCAGCUUGAUCAGAAGCAGGAGCUCGAACUGGAGGUCGAGCAACUGAAAAGGCAGCUGAGCGUGAUGAGACACGUGGAAUUGGACAGUGGUUCUGAAAUUGUGAACAAGGUGGAGACCUUCCUCAGAGACCUUAGUGAGACGGAAGGAGAGCUUGCACACUUAAAUAAAUUUAAUCAAGAUCUUGUUGUUCAAGAGCGGAAGAGCAAUGAUGAGCUUCAAGAAGCUCGAAGAGCAUUGAUAAGUAAUUUGAGGGACAUGAGAUCGCAUAUUGGUGUUAGGAGAAUGGGGGAGCUUGACACCAAACCGUUUAUGGAAGCAAUGAGAAAAAAGUACUGUCAAGAAGAUUUAGAGGAUUGGGCAGUUGAAGUUAUCCAGCUUUGGGAGGAAUAUCUUAAGGACCCAGAUUGGCAUCCUUUUAAACGGAUAAAGCUUGAGACUGCAGAAACAGUAGUGGAAGUAAUAGAUGAGGAUGACGAGAAGUUAAGAACCCUGAAGAAUGAACUGGGGGAUGAUGCGUACCAAGCAGUGGCAAAUGCAUUGCUGGAAAUAAACGAGUAUAAUCCAAGUGGAAGGUACAUCUCCUCAGAGCUAUGGAACUUUAGAGAAGACAGGAAGGCUACGCUUGAGGAAGGUGUUACUUGUCUACUGGAGCAAUGGAAUCAGGCGAAGCAUCACAAGCCUUAAAUGUUAUAUUUGCAUUUACCCGUUGCAGGAGAUGGAAAAUAAGUUUUGCGCAUAAAAGAUGUCAAAUGCAAGGUUCAACAAGUGUCUCUCGUCUUUGAUGGAAUAUGGGUCUUAGAAUUGGAAAGUAGGUGUAAAUUAGAGGAGGAUGGCGUCAAAUUAGGAUGUGGGCUCGAAGUUGGAACUAUGUUUCUACACUUGACGGUUCAACAUUGUAGGAAAAUAAGUAACAAACAUUGUUAGAUGCUUCUAAACCUUAGAGAAGUUUAUGAAUUUGUGAAGAAAUGAACACUUUGGCUUAGUUAGGUCUUUCCACCAAUAACAAACACGUUACUGUGUCUUAUUAUUCCAAAAAUCAUAGAGCAGCAGUAUUUAUUAUAUUUCAAA